GCUAUAUAACACCAUGGGAUCUCCAGUUAGUGGAAUAUAUGUGUUUCUUCUUAUCCCAUAGUAAGAUUCUACAUUAAUAUUAUAUCUGCAAUGGAUACCAUCGCUACCACAACUAUUCAAGGUAUUACCAUUGAUGGGGCACACCUUGCCUCGGUAGCCUCAACCACCGCUGUGAUUCUGUCGUCUGUCGACAACACCGCUGUCGACUUGUACCAUUACGUACCCAGUCUUCCAGGAAACUUGGUUUUGCUUGUCGUUUUAGGGUUGAUCCUCGGGAUCCAGUCGCUUUAUACCUUGAAGUACCGCCAGUUAUGGUACUGGACAUGCCUCUGGCUCGGUAUCGCAUUGGAAUUCACUGGUUUCGUCGCCAGGGUGGUGUCACACUUCCAGCCCCUCAAUGGAAGUGCUUACUUGUGUCAGAGUAUCUGUGUGACGGCCACUACCCGGUUCAUCUUGGCCGCCUUUUACUGUAUCAUGGAUAUACUGGUUAUCGUUUACGGUGAACAGUUCUCCGUCUUGAAGCGCUUCCGCUACUCCAAAAUAUUUAUCACCAGUGAUUUAGUGACUGUCAUUAUCCUGAUGGCGGGCGUUGGGACUGCCUAUUCCUCUAUCGCUAGCGGUCAUUCGUCCAAUACUGGCACGUACCUCUUGGUUGCGGGUCUUGGGUUCCAGGUGGGGUCGUUAUCCAUUUUCAUUGUCCUCUGGCUGAUCUUCUUCUGGCGCGUCCACAAGGCCUCCAAGUUUGCCGAACCAGGAUAUAAACCAAGGUUUCAACACUUAAGCAGCACUUCUGCCAUGAAGAGGUUCCCGCUUUAUGCCGCGGUAGGCAUUAUCUGCAUGUAUGUGCGUGCUAUUUUCAGAGUUGUGGAGUUUUCAGAAGGCUGGGCCGGUUACUUGAGACGGACUGAGCCAUACUUUCUUAUUUUGGAUGGGGCUAUGGUGGUUAUAACUGGGAUUGUAAUGUCUUUCCCGGGUGGGUACCCCGGUAUUGUUGUGCGUCAUGAUGUUUCCGUCAAAAAUAAGAAGAUAAGGUGGAUAUUUUAUGAGUUUGAGGAGAUUGCGGGAAAGGAUAUCGACAUGGGGGAGUCUCCUUAGAGGUGUACUGCGGAUCUGUCUAGACCACUAUUGAUUAAGGCAUGUUAAUUUUUUUUGUCCGAUUGCCUACAACUAGAUCAUGGCUAAUACAGCCAUGUAUACUAUUUCAUUUAUU
Babjeviella inositovora NRRL Y-12698 is the source of this 1210-nucleotide messenger RNA. RefSeq names its product RTA1 domain-containing protein. Gene Ontology annotation, cellular component: fungal-type vacuole; plasma membrane. The coding region runs from base 91 to 1095 and encodes 334 amino acids. The record is from RefSeq and is a predicted model, not a curated record. The transcript has a single exon. NCBI's taxonomy places the organism in Eukaryota, Fungi, Ascomycota, Pichiomycetes, Serinales.